GAUCAUGAAUAUACUCGACUUUAUUGAAACUGAAAGAAUUUCAUUAACCGCAGAAGGUUUCUAUCCAGUUAAAAAAGUGGGUAUUUUGAACAGGAUCAACUCACUUGUAAUCAUGAUACUAAGUUUCCUAGAAUGGAUUCUUAUGCUACUAUUUUUACUCCUGGUAAAAGUAGAAAUCGUUGACAUGACAGAAACAAUGUUAUUCUUCAUCACACAAACAGCAUUCCUAUGUAAACUGGUGAAUUUCAUACUAAAGAAGGAUGUUCUUGUGGUGGUGGAAAGUCAUUUACGCAAACCGAUUUUAUGCGAUGUCACUAAUGAAGAAAGUGAUGUCAUUAAAGAAAAUCUCCUAGGAUUCCAAUUGUUUGGUCAUAUGUAUCGUGGUGCAGCUGUAUUCGCUACAAUCUUUUUCGCGUUAUUCCCUCUACUUGACCAAGGAUCCAAAGGGACCGGGCGUCUACCUUUGAAAUUGUGGAUUCCUUUCGAAAUGGACAACUCUUACUACUUAAUUUAUUUUCUUAUCAUUUUGGCUAUUGGACUAGAAGCUUUUACGAAUAUAUGUCUAGAUGUUCUCCCCAUAAAGUUUCUUAUGGUUGCUGUGGGACAAUUUGAGAAUCUGAAAACAAAGCUUAGGGAAUCAGUACCCCUUGGGGAGGAAGAGGUUGAAGAUGAGGUGGUGUUGAGAAAUUUGAAUAAAUGCGUCGUUCAUUUCUACGCUAUUAACAGUUUUGUUAACGACGUGGAAAGGACCUUCUCUAACGGCAUUUUCAUUCAAUUUUUAUGUACCGUUUUGGUUAUAUGCAUGACAGGAUUCCAACUGAUGAUCAUUCCUAUUAAAUCUUUACAAUUUCCAACCCUCCUUUUGUAUUUGGUAACCGUGAUGUGUCAAGUUAGUAUAUAUUGUUGGUACGGCGAUAAAUUGAUGGCAAGUAUUGUGAACUUACUCGAAUUUUUAGAAACUGAAAUUGUUUUCCUAACCCAAGAAGGCUUCUACCCAAAUAAAAAAGUUGGCAUUUUGAACAGGAUCAACGCAAUUUUCAUCACCACACUCAAUCUCCUAGAAUGGAUUCUGAUGCUACUAUUUUUAUUCCUUGUAAAAGCCGAACUCAUCGACAUAUCAGAAACGUUGUUAUUUUCCACCACACAAACAGCAUUCAUGUUCAAGCUGUUUAAUUUCAUUAUCAAAAAGGAUGUCCUUCUGCUGGUGGAGAAGCACCUACGAAAACCGACUUUAUGCGAUGUCACUACGGAAGAGCGACAGGUUAUUGCAGAUAACAUUAAUGGAUUCAGAUUGGUCGGAAUUAUUUUUCGUGGCGCAGCUGUAUUCGCUACAAUCUUCUACGCAUUAUUUCCUCUACUCGACAGCGGCUCAGCAGGAACCAAGCGUUUACCUUUGAGAUUGUGGAUUCCUUUCGAAAUGGAAAAGUCUUACUACUUCAUUUGGUUUCUUACCACUAUGGCUAUUGGAUCAGAAGCUUUUACGAAUUCAAACUUCGAUAUUCUCACGAUAAAGUUUGUUAUGGUGGCUGUGGGUCAGUUUGAGAAUCUAAAAAAGAAGUUUAGGGAAUCUGUACCAGCUGGAGAAAAAGAGGUUGACGAUGCGGUGGUAUUAAGAAAUUUGAAGGCUUGUGUAAUCCAUUACAAUGACAUUAACAGUUAUAUUAUGGACGUGGAAAGGACCUUCUCCAACGGCAUUUUCAUUCAAUUUUGCUGUAGCGUUUUGAUUAUAUGCAUGACGGGAUUCCAAUUGAUGGUCAUUCCCGUUACAAGUAUACAAUUUGCAACGCUCAAUGCAUAUUUCGUAACCAUAAUCUGUCAAAUUGUUAUGUAUUGUUGGUACGGCCAGAAAUUGAUGGAAAGUAGCGAUGAAAUUACUGAUGCAUGCUAUUCGGCGGAAUGGUACAAGUGCAGUGCCAGAGUACAGAAAAUGUAUUUUAUUAUUAUGGAAAGAGCUAAAUUGCCAGUUAGGCUAAGAGCAGGAAAUUUUUUUGUAUUAGACAUCCCCUUUUUUAUGGCCGUAUUGAGGUCAUCUUAUUCCUAUUUUGCAGUAUUACGACGUGUCUAUAGUGACAAACUCAGUAUGAAAUAAAAGCUCAAAACGUAUGAAUUGAUUGGCAU
Molecule: messenger RNA, 2118 nt
Organism: Psylliodes chrysocephalus
Lineage: Eukaryota; Metazoa; Arthropoda; Insecta; Coleoptera; Chrysomelidae
Source: the annotation of a GenBank genome assembly